Molecule: messenger RNA, 8282 nt
Organism: Cyanistes caeruleus (blue tit)
Lineage: Eukaryota; Metazoa; Chordata; Aves; Passeriformes; Paridae
Source: RefSeq, a predicted model, not a curated record
AUGCUUGCAAACUCCAAAUCUCCUCGCCACCAACCCGACAAAGCGGGUGACUCCAAUGUGACAGGCUUUAACUAUUUUGUAAAUAGUUUUGGCACCUCUCUGCUGCGGCUCGGUAUAAAUUCCACCUCCCGGCCCCAGCCCGUCACUGGCUCAAGCGGGUACUGGUAUAACUGGCAGCAGACUACCCAGCUGAUGAUGGCUUCCGAGCACCAAAUGCCAGCCUCCAAGCAGCAGCAAGCCAGCUCCAAGAUUGCCAUCUUCGAGCAGGAGAACUUCCAGGGCCGCUGCCAUGAGCUCAGCGGGGCCUGCCCCAACCUGAAGGAAGCCGGCGUGGACAAAGUGGGCUCCAUCCUGGUGCACUCCGGACCUAUCCGCAGUGUUAUGCAGAAAUACCUCGAAGAAAGGGGUGAAUUAACCUUCGACAAGAUCUUUCAUCAGAGAAUUGGAUUUCUGCUCUUUAAAGACUAUUGCAUGAAUGAGAUCGAUGAAGCUGUCCCUCAGCUGAAGUUCUAUGAAGAGAUCAAGGAGUACGAGAAGCUGGACUCGGAGGAGGAGCGGCUGUCGCGGAGCCGGCAGAUCUACGACACUUACAUCAUGAAGGAGCUGCUCUCCUGUUCCCACCCUUUCUCAAAGCAAGCUGUAGAUCAUGUACAAACACAUUUAGCCAAGAAACAAGUGCCAGCCAGCCUUUUCCAGCCAUAUAUAGAAGAAAUUUGUGAUAGUCUCCGAGGAAAAAUAUUUCAAAAAUUUAUGGAAAGUGACAAGUUUACUAGAUUUUGUCAAUGGAAAAAUGUAGAGCUAAAUAUUCAUCUGACUAUGAAUGAUUUUAGUGUACAUAGAAUAAUAGGAAGAGGGGGAUUUGGUGAAGUGUACGGCUGCAGAAAAGCAGACACUGGAAAAAUGUAUGCAAUGAAAUGUUUAGAUAAGAAGAGAAUCAAAAUGAAGCAAGGAGAAACAUUAGCCUUAAAUGAAAGAAUUAUGCUGUCUCUUGUCAGUACAGGAGACUGUCCUUUUAUAGUCUGUAUGACCUAUGCCUUCCACACCCCUGACAAGCUCUGCUUCAUUCUGGACCUCAUGAAUGGAGGAGAUUUGCACUACCACCUCUCCCAGCAUGGAGUGUUUUCUGAAAAAGAGAUGAGGUUUUAUGCUACUGAAAUCAUCCUGGGGUUAGAGCACAUGCACAAUCGCUUCGUAGUGUACAGAGACCUGAAGCCUGCAAAUAUCCUGCUGGAUGAACACGGGCACGUGAGGAUAUCAGACCUUGGGCUGGCUUGUGACUUCUCCAAAAAGAAGCCACAUGCCAGUGUAGGAACCCACGGGUACAUGGCCCCCGAGGUGCUGCAGAAGGGCACAGCCUACGACAGCAGCGCCGACUGGUUCUCCCUGGGCUGCAUGCUCUUCAAGCUGCUGAGGGGGCACAGCCCUUUCAGGCAGCACAAAACCAAAGAUAAGCACGAGAUCGACCGGAUGACGCUCACCGUGAAUGUGGAGCUCCCGGAUUCCUUUUCUCCCGAGCUGAAGUCCCUUCUGGAAGGGCUCCUGCAGCGGGAUGUGAGCAAGAGGCUUGGAUGCCAAGGAAGAAGCGCACAAGAAGUAAAGGAACAUCCUUUCUUCAAAGGCAUUGAUUGGCAGCAAGUCUAUUUACAGAAGUACCCUCCCCCACUGAUUCCUCCCCGGGGAGAAGUCAAUGCAGCAGAUGCUUUUGAUAUUGGCUCGUUUGAUGAAGAGGACACUAAAGGCAUUAAGUUGCUUGAUAGUGACCAGGAGUUAUAUAAGAACUUCCCUCUGGUAAUAUCGGAGCGUUGGCAGCAAGAAGUAGCAGAAACUGUUUAUGAUGCAGUAAAUGCAGACACAGAUAAAAUUGAGGCCAGAAAAAGGGCUAAAAAUAAGCAGCUUGGCCACGAGGAAGAUUAUGCCCUGGGGAAGGACUGUAUCAUGCACGGAUACAUGCUCAAGCUGGGGAACCCCUUCCUGACUCAGUGGCAGCGGCGUUACUUUUACCUCUUCCCCAACCGGCUGGAGUGGCGAGGAGAAGGAGAGUCCCGGCAAAACCUGCUGACAAUGGAACAAAUUGUAUCUGUUGAAGAAACACAAAUUAAAGAUAAGAAAUGCAUCUUACUGAGAAUUAAAGGAGGAAAACAGUUUGUCCUACAGUGUGAGAGCGACCCCGAGUUUGUUCAGUGGAAAAAAGAGCUGACAGAGGCUUUCACCGAGGCCCAGAGGUUGCUGCGCCGGGCUCCAAAGUUCCUCAAUAAAUCCCGCUCCACGGUCGUAGAGCUCUCGAAGCCCCCGCUCAGCCACAGGAACAGCAACGGGCUGUAGGAGACACCGACCACGUUCCCACAGGGAGAGCUGCUUGGUGAACCUGCAGAGUGUCCCAGAAUCCUUGUGAACGAAUGACUUUGUGCAGUCCUGGGCGCGGGACGCGCUCGGAAGAGGAGGAGUUGGAUGUUUACAGCGUGGGGUCGCGUCAGGACUCUGUCUCCGGAGUUUGUGCGGACUGGAAGGGUGGCGGGGGUGUCCCUGCCCCCGGCAGCGCUGGAAGUCACCAAGCGGAGAGGCUGCUCCUUGCUCCCACGCGUCCCCACCCCCGGCGGGGCCCGGCUGAGCUCCGUCCCUCUGGAACUACUGAUGGAAGGAAGGAAGGAAGAGGCUUUUUCCCCGCCGUGCCCUGGCUCGGCGGCGCCGGGCCGGGGGUGGCGCGGGUGCUGCUGGCCGGGUGACGCUCCCGCGGUGACACCGACGGAGCCGGAGCUGCCGCCUGGCCGUGGUGGGUGCCCCUCACUCUGUCGUGUUGCCGUGUCCUUCCCGACCAUUACUGCUGACUUCUCUGAUAACCUUGCUCCAUACUGCUGAUGAUCAACAGUGUGACUCUGAUGCACUUCAAAGUACUGAAUUCUAACUGUCCUGUGGUUUAAAUGUUAUUGCUACUUCAUGGGAGCGUUGAACUCGAAUUAUUCCCUGGGUUUGCUGUACUCACUAAUAGUAGCUACCACCGUUUUGCUUCUUCUACGUAUAUGCAGUACUAUAACUGACACAAUAGAGUAAUAAUUGGUGAAGAGGAAUUUAUGGUAGCUUCAUCUAGUGCUCUGUUGUAUAAAUUGACUAUUUUAGCACAGUUUUUAAAGAGCAGAUUCCUUUUGACAAGUUUACAGUGAACAUAAAAGACAGUUCUUUUCCAUUUCAGGUCAACUGCACUUUUUAAAAAAUUAAAAAGAAAUUAUUCAAAUCCAGUGCAUUCUAGAGCAUGUGCUGGGUUCCGGUGUGUGUGGGUACCUCGGUACGUAUCCCGGAUCACUCCUCAGUCCUGGGACUCGGGAUCCUCCUCUGCUGUACACAGGUGUGUUCCCAUAGCAUAGAAAUCCCCAGAAAUCCCCAGAAAUUCCCAGUUCCCCCUGGAGCCCGGCCCAGGAGAGGUUCAUGCACAUAUCACAGCUCGGCUUAGGAAAGGAUCUCUCAUUUUCUGUUCUGAAGAGUUCAAACUGCCCACAGUGAAAGCAGUGUGAGAAAACUGAGCAUGGAAGUGACAGAACGAGCUGAUGAAAUGCCAGGUUUAUGUUAAUUCCACCUGAGGCACCAGGUGUGUUGGGUGGAAAGUCUCACUGAAGGAAAGAUCUAAUCCUGAGCUGUCCCACAGCUUCAAGCUGGGCCCUGCCCUGGGUGUUGUGCUGGUUUGUAAGAGAGAGGUCAGGGCUGAACUUAAGCUGUUUUUCCAAUUCAGUGACCAGCUUAGAGAAGAUUUUUCUUCCCAUCUACAGAGGUACAACUCUCACAGUCCCUGAAGACAGUGGAGUUGUGCCUGUGGAAGUGGGAGUAGAAGUUGUGUGUGGUUUCUCGAGCGUGUGUGGCUGUCAGAUCACCACGGAGUUCCUUGGAGAAAAGUAGUACAAGUGGCUCUGUUUGCUUCUGCAUGAGAGCUGUGUUUGCUGCACAGCUUGUGCAAACCCUGGCUGACCACCUGGGGCUGCUGCAAAGGGAAAAUGCAUUCUGGAAAAUAUCCCCUGAGAAAGUGCUUUCUUUCAAUGAUUUUUUUUUAUUUUCUCCCCCCGUUUAUUUUCUAAAUUAUUUUGUGUAAACAGUACCAACCUCUCUGUCAUUCCUAUUGAGCAUCUCAGCUCCUCUGUAAGGAGCAGUGUCAGAGGUCAGUGGUUGAUGAUCUCGGAGGUUUUUCCAACCUAAAAUGAUUCCAUGAUUCUGUGUUUGGUAUUUAAAAAGUGUUUGGGAUAAAAAAUGUCUCAUCCCGUUGGCUGUGGUUCAGCUUUCCCUACAAUACCAUGCAAUGCUCGUAUUUUUCUCCUUGAUUUAGAAAAAAACCCUCAGAUGGUGUUAAAACCUUCUCACAGUUCUUGUGUAACUUGUUUUUACUUUUUUAGUCCCUGCUCAGUUCCAUUCUUCUCCUUCAGUUAUUUUCCAUGGCUGGAUUUCACUCUCACUCCCUGUCAGCAGACUCCGGUGCCGAUGUCCGUGAGGGGGGAACGGGUAAUCAGCUGGGAAACUGUGCCUCAAACCCAGAGAUUUUAUGUGAAAUGAAGGCUGUGUAUUGAUUUAGGGAAAUACAUCUAUUUUGGAAUGUGAUGGGAUGGCUGAAUAUCCUCAUUAUCCUGGUCCUUGCUUGCCCCAUCCAGUCUCCAGUGGGAGGGGCAGGAAAAGAUUUGGAUUUCUUUAGCCAGCUGAUUUAUUGACAGUUGAAAAUAGCUUUAUUUUCGUGACUUGUAUCUAACUGUGCAGCUAGGGGGGAGGAGAGGUUAUCACAGUGACAAACUCCUGAAUGAAGGUGGGAUCCCAGGAGGAAAUGGGGCUCUGUGUGGAAGUGACUGGAUGUGCUGGUGCAGAGGGAGAGCUGGAAUUGCACUCUCCAAACCAAAAAAUCCUGGUUACUGCCCCAGACUGCCCCUUCCUGGUGUAGCAACCGGAGUCUCUGAAGUUUUUGUUUUGGACAGAGAUUCCUGGUGGUGUUAAUUUGCAGGAGGGUCUUUGGCUGUGUGUUCAGGAUCCCUCGUUUAUUUGCUAAUUAUUUUGCAAAUUCACAAAACUGUUAAAGGAGCAUUUACUGCAGGGUGUUUUUUGUGGGGUUUGUUUUUCAAUCCUUCAUCCAAGUGUUGGCCAUCCACUUCUCCAAGUGUAAAUCUUCCUCCUCUUAGUUGUGUUUGAGCCUUUUGUGUUCUUGUCCCCGGUCCAGCAGAGGCUCGGCUGCAGGCUCACGGGUUCUUCCCUGAGUGCUGCUGUGAGAGAAGCUGGAGUAAUGCUGGAGUGGAUCCAGCUGGGACUGACAUUCCUGGUAUGUUCCCCCACCCCCCAGCAGGCUUCAAAAAAUCUUGGAGCAGGCUAAUAAUAGCUGGAAGUGUGUCUGGGAAGGGAAGCCUGGCAGGUAGGGAAAGAAGAGCUCUGGGGAUAGACCUUGGCUUAGUCACAUUUGAGUUUUCCUGAAUUUCUUGGGGCUGCCCUGAGCAGGUCCAGGAAUUGGACUCUGAUGAUCCUUGUGGGUCCCUUCCAGUUCAGGAUAUUCCAUGGUUCUGUGAUUCAGCACCUCCCCUUUAGAAACCCAGUGGAAGAUUUUCCUCUCCCAGUUCUAUCAAGGGGGAAAGCCCUGAAUUGUGAAGGUUGUGUUUGGCUAUGAGAUAAAUCAGGUGUUUGCAGCCCAGUGUGGAGGUGCUGGAAACACUGGUUUGUGCUAAAAAAGGCUAAUUUUGGUCAUGGUCCUGCCCGUGGUGGCCAGAGGAGCUCUGGGGCUCGAUGUUCCCCGAGCAGGAGCAGCCCUGGGGCUGGGGGUGACUCGGCAUCGUCAUUCCUCAGGUUUACAGUCAGCUCAUGAGGAAUGAAAUCCCUGGAGCUCUGAGUUGCUCUUUCCCUGGCAGCUGGUCAGCUUUAGGACCAGGUUCCUUGAUUCCAUGUCCAUAUCCGUGUCCUGCAGCCGUUGGCACGGCGCUGUCACCUCCCAGCACGUGGCAGUGACACGGCCCCUCCGCCUCUGAGGUGUUUGCACCCGAAAUAUCCCCAGAGGAAGGACUGGUGGAAGUGUACAGUAGACAAUAAAUAAUUCUAGCUGUGUUGAUUAAUAUAAGGAAUGAGUCAGUUCUACAAAUUAAAGAGGAAAAAAAAAAAAAUCUGAAAAGCGUAUUUUGACAAAGCAUAGUAUUAAUUUUAAUAUUGUAAAAAAAAAAUAAGGAAAAUAUCUAAAAUAUACAGAGAAAAUAUGUAUAUCCAAAUGUCUGAGGAGUUUCAAGAUAAUCUACUUUUGUUUCCUGUUGGUUUCUAUUCCAUGGUGUACAUAUUGUGUGGAUGGAACAUUGGCUGUUUUAAUACUAUUGUUAAAUUGUAUUUUUAUUUUGUGUUAAACUAAUCAUCACAGACUCAGCUUUAUUUUGUUUAUGUAAAGGUUGCUAUGCUCUGUAGGUAUAAACCCGAGAAUUCUAUUUUAACAGAAAAAGCAUUUUAUAUUAUUUAUUAAAUACAUGUUUCUCCAACUUCUUACAUUCCACAGAAGUUCUGCUCCUUGUAUGUAUGGAAGUGGCAGCUCCUUUCAAGCAGGAUCAGCCAGCUUUAUUCUGUUUUUCAUGACAAAGUAGGGACGGAUUCCCUGAGGCUGUGCAGCCAUUCUCUCCCAGCACAGGGACUCCAGGCUCUGUCAGGACCAUCUCAGGUGGCUCCUGAAUGCAGAAACACCUGGAAAACUCCUGCAAAUCCACCCCUCGAUGGGAUAUUUCCACAUUUCUCCUUUAUCCCUCAACAUUCCCAGAGCAAGUGUUUAUUCACAGGAGUCUGUGCUGAAUUAAAGAGAAUUAAUGACCUAAAUUGGGGCAAAGAGUCAGUGUGGUGUUUGAUCCAGCUCAGCCAUCAGGGAAUUGCAGAGCUGUGAGGGGAAGGAGCGAGCGGAGGGAGAGCCUGGAGCGCUGGACACGGGGCUGGGCUGCAGGAGCCAAAAUGUCCUUACAGGAGAUGGGUUUGGUGUUUGAGGGAGAUCAAAAAAAGCCCUGAGGCAGGAGCAGUGCCUGUCCUAGGACAGGACCCUGCAGGGACUGUCCCUCGGGGCUGUGGGGAGGGUGACACCCAGGCAGGACCCCCCUGGCUGUGGUGCCAUCCCUCCAGGAGCUGCCUCUGCUGGGCACAUCUGGGCACAUCUGCAAAGCCAAGCCCAGCACCUCCAUCCCCAGUGAGGUACAGAAAUAGCCCUAAAUUCAUCAGGUCACUCAGCUUCCCAAAUGAGUUCCAGUUGUGAGCAUGGGCUGUGCAGUUUGAGGAAUACUCAAGGUAUAACAUUGUGUGCUCAGAGGUCUGUGCUGGUCAGGGCUGAUCCCCGUGGCAUUUCUGGGGUGAAGUGUGACGUUUUCCUGCUGCUGAAGUUCUCACUGAGGGGCUGCCUGGGGCAGGGAGGGAUCCUUGUUGUGCUCCCCGGAGCACUCUCUGCCUUCUUUCCCAUUUCCCUCUCUGAUCCCAUGGGAUUUUGGGGUGAGCUGUUCCUGGAGGGAAGCAGGGAGCUGGUGGUGGGUGGGACUGUGCCGAUGGCAUUGUGGCUCUCUAGUGUCACCCCUGGAAAGGUGCCCUGGUGGGGACAGUGCUGAGACCCGUGCUGCUGCCCUGGGGUGUGUCCAGGCAGGGAUUUGGCAGAGAACCUGGGGACAGCUGCAGGAAGGUGGCCUUGUCCAGGGCCAGGUUGGUCUGGGUUUGUGUGACACGCUGUGUUUCCAGGCUGGAAAAGGAGAUGGGCUGAGGUUUGGGCUGGGAAGAAGCUUUCCUGUUGGUAGCAGGCAUCUUCUCCUCAGGGAGAAGGGAGAGAGCAGACAGUGGGUGAGAUGGCACAAGAAAAUCUGUGUGAAAAACAGAAUAAAGCAGGAGCAUCCUCGGAGAGGGGAUUUGUGAGCACUUCCAGUGCCUCACUCGGUCUUUUAAAACAAAAAGGAGCAGAUUCACACGAACAGCUACUCGCGAUGAAGGAAACGAUCGAAAGAGAACCUGUCCAAAAUGUGUAAUUAAUGGCAAGCAAAGCCAGGAUCUGUAAAUAACUUUAGAUAUUGUAUCGAUGAGAUCAUUCCUUGUUUUAUGUACUUGGCUCUUUCCAUAUUUAUUGUGGGGAGGAGGGUCCCGGUGCCUGUGAGCUGUGGCCUCGCUCCUCACGGACUGUCCCGGAGUUUACAGCCCCGUCGUGGCGGGUGUGCCACACUCGGUUCUUGCCGCCAGUAUUUUUUUAACGGAUUAUUUUGGCACAGCUAAGCUGCUUCUGUGUGUUGGUCAGUACAACUGCUCUCCUACGACCAGACCCCAAUAAAAACCGUCCUUUGCGUGUG